AUGGACGAUGAAGCCGAAGCCGCUUUUUUCCAAGCUCAACAGUCCGAGACCAUGACCGACUCGGCCCCCGCCGAGCUGCAGGAGGGCGAUAACUCUGAUUCGGAUGACUACGACCCGUCGCAGACAUUAGGAGAUGACUACCCCACUGCCGUACCCGACCAUACGCAGGCUCACGAUGCCCCCACUGACGCAACUCUCACGGAUGAUAACACCCCCAAUCCCACCGGUGCUACAGACAUGGACGCUAGCCAGACAGGCGACGCUCUUGAUCCUUCCCAGCAGCCCUCACGUGCUGAGUCUCAGACGUCAACGCCCGUUCCACCAUCCGGUGACGCGGCCGAACCCCAUUGCACAACGAUCGGGGGAUUUGAGGUUGACAAUGAUGAGGAUGACAAGGGUGAUGCGGACUAUGAGCCACCAGCUGUACUUGGAGACGAGAACGCAAAUGAUAUGACUGUGACCAUGUCUGAAGAUCCCAGUUCAGGAAAUGCAAUUCAAAACACUUCCCCGGAUGUAUCAUCGCAAGCUGCGCAAGGUCCUAUCAGUGGGCCAGAUCUCAAUAGUUCUUAUUCUCCUGCUCCUGUUCCUAAUAUUGAUCCUUCUUCUGUUUCUGGCCAAUCUUACUGGGCUGCGCAGGACGUGCAAGCUACAAACAUGCAGACCAGUACUGAUCCUACCCCUGUACCUGACUCUCCCUCUGCCAAGGGUCGUCUUCCCCAUGACCGUGUGGGGAUCCUGCAAGACCGCAUUGAAGAGGAUCCCCGAGGUGAUAUUCCCGCGUGGUUGGAGUUAAUUGCCGAGCACAGGAGCCGCAACAGACUGGACAGUGCCCGUGAGACCUAUGAACACUUUUUGAAGGUUUUCCCCAUGGCGGCUGAUCAAUGGGUGGCAUAUGCUGUCAUGGAAUCCGAACUUAAUGAACUCUUCCGCCUGGAGCAACUUUUCAAUCGAACGCUUCUGACAAUCCCCAGCGUCGAUCUCUGGUCAGUUUAUCUGGACUACGUCCGUCGCCGUAAUCCUUUGACUACGGAUACCUCUGGACAGGCGCGCGCCGUCAUCUCAUCGGCUUACGACCUGGCUAUUCAAUACGUUGGUAUGGACAAGGACUGCGGAAACAUCUGGACAGACUACAUCGAGUUUAUUCGUUCGGGGCCAGGUACCGUCGGUGGAUCUGGGUGGCAGGAUCAGCAAAAGAUGGAUAUUUUGCGGAAAGCUUACCAGCGAGCCAUUGCCGUCCCAACACAGGCCGUCAAUACUCUCUGGAAGGAGUAUGAUCAAUUCGAGAUGGGUUUGAACAAGCUUACGGGUCGGAGAUACUUGCAAGAGCAGUCGCCAUCCUACAUGACUGCACGCAGCUCACAUACCGAGUUGCAGAAUAUCACCCGCAACUUGGUCCGUACUUCGCUUCCCCGGUUGCCUCCAGUCCCAGGCUCUGAAGGCGACUUUGAGUUCUCCACGCAGGCCGAGAUCUGGAAGCGUUGGAUAGCAUGGGAGAAAGAGGACCCAUUGGUACUCAAGGAGGACGAUCUUCCUGCUUUCAAAGCACGCGUUGUCUACGUCUACAAGCAAGCACUCAUGGCAUUGAGCUUCUUGCCCGAAAUUUGGUUCGACGCUGCCGAGUUUUGUUUUUCGAAUGAGAUGGAAACCGAAGGCAUCGAUUUCUUGAAACAGGGCAUCGAUGCAAAUCCAGAAAGCUGUCUGCUAACCUUCAAGCGCGCGGACCGCUUGGAAAUGGUGACUGAUGCCGAUCAAGACUCCGCCAAACGAGCAGCCAAGGUCCGGGAGCCUUACGACAAGCUUCUUGAUACGCUUUAUGAAUUGAUCAACAAGGCCCGCGCUCAGGAAUCUCAAGAUAUCGCUCGCAUCGAAGAGUCAUUUGCCCCUCAGAAUGCCGACAGCCACCCUCAGAACGGGAACGAGGAGGAAGACGACCCGGAAACAAAGGAAAGAGAGGCAGCCAAGACGGCUCAGAUUGAGGCAGUUCGCAAAGCCCAUUCCAUCCAGAUCAAUGUUCUCUCCAAGACUGUCUCCUUCGCAUGGAUCUCACUCAUGCGUUCUAUGCGUCGCAUCCAGGGCAAAGGCAAGCCUGGAGAAUUGGCUGGCUCUCGACAAGUGUUUGCGGAAGCCAGAAGGCGUGGUCGGAUCACCAGCGAUGUUUAUAUCGCCAGUGCUCUCAUGGAGUACCAUUGCUACAAGGAUCCCGCUGCUACAAAAAUAUUUGAGAGGGGUGCAAAGCUGUUCCCCGAAGAUGAGAACUUCGCGCUCGAGUACUUGAAGCAUCUUCUCGACAUCAACGAUGUUACCAAUGCCCGCGCCGUUUUUGAAACAACCGUGAGGAAACUGACAUCGGUUCCUGAGAAUGUUUACAAGGCCAAGCCUAUCUUUUCCUUCCUGCACGGGUAUGAAUCCCGCUACGGCGAUCUCACUCAAGUUGUCAACUUGGAGAAACGUAUGCGCGAGCUAUACCCCGAGGAUCCUGCCUUGGAACAGUUCGCCCAUCGUUACUCUAUCCCCUCCUUUGAUCCCACAGCCGUGCGUCUCAUUCUAUCGCCAUCUCAGACCCGGCCUAGGACCACUGUUCCCGGUGGUACCUCGGAAUUCCACGAGUCUCCUAUGCCACGGUACCUGGAGCCCUCUCUUAAUUCCCCAAAGAGACCGUACCCCGUCGACGACUUCGAUGAUGACUCAAACCGCCCACGAAAGUUCAUUCGCGCCGAGUCCCCAAUGAGGACCGUCCAAGCUCGGCGUCUCGACCAAAGCAAGCGAGUGCAGCAGUUGAACGGCCAAAACACUUCAUACAAGGCCCAAGGCUCUCCAGCCCCUCUGCCUCGUGAGGUAGUGAACUUGCUGAGCAUCAUGCCUCCCGCAUCUUCAUACAAUAUUUCCCGGCUUUCUGCUGACAAGAUGAUUGAUCUUCUUCGUCGCAUUGAUCUCCCUAGCAACGUCGCCCAGCUUCAAAUCCCACAAAAUCCCCGCGGGUCAGGUCAAACCCCGAAUUACAAUGGUUCCUACCGUUGA
Messenger RNA from Penicillium canescens, 3018 nucleotides. It is a transcript of the gene rna14, whose product is annotated as cleavage polyadenylation factor subunit RNA14. The transcript has 5 exons. Gene Ontology annotation, molecular function: protein binding; mRNA binding. NCBI's taxonomy places the organism in Eukaryota, Fungi, Ascomycota, Eurotiomycetes, Eurotiales, Aspergillaceae. The coding region runs from base 1 to 3018 and encodes 1005 amino acids. Gene Ontology annotation, biological process: mRNA 3'-end processing. The record is from RefSeq and is a predicted model, not a curated record. Gene Ontology annotation, cellular component: nucleus.